CUGGUUUUGAGUUUUGAUCGAACUUGACGUUAAACAUUUGUUGUGGAAGUUUAGUAUAUUUUCGUUAUCAUGAAGAUUUUAAGUUUUUCUACUGUUAUGUGUGCAGUGUUCCUGUGCUAUAUAGGACAUUCAUUUUAUACUUUGCUAAAACUUUUUAAAAUACCGGUUUGCAGUCAAAAGCCAUGUUUUCAAUCAUAUCUAUCUACAAACCCACAACUACAACUUGCCCUUUUCGUGUCAACAAACAGUAAUCCCUUAAGCAGUGCAGUUACGAAAGUAGAUACCAUUAAACCAUUCCAUUAUUACAACAGUCUGAAAAGGUCAAUUCUGAUAGAAAUCCCAUCUAAAACCAGAAGAAACGGGACGAUGUAUUUACAUGCUGUAUUAGUCAAGGAUAGUGAAAACAUCGAAUGGAAAUCUUUUCCUAAACAAGGUGCUACAGUAACAUUAAAAGUAUGCCUAACGGAAUACGAUAUACCUAAAACUUCAACGUUUCAUUUGUUAGAUCAAACGGGACAGAGAAGUAUCCAAAACCUAAACUUUCAAACCCCCGUAACACAUAUACGAACCAAGGUAUUUCUAAAUAUUAUGACGGAGCAUUUUGAAAUGUCAGCAGCCGAUGUACCACCAGAACUGGCGACACAUAUUCGUGUCAACUACAAAAAUCAGUUUCUUCCAAUACUUUUACUCGAUUUUCUUAAAACCCGACAGCGUGAUUUAGAGGAAGUUGCACCCGAAAUGAAAAACUUUACAUUGGAGCUCAACUAUAGCCCAGUUGGUGUUGGACAACUAAAACUUUUAGCACACGUUCAACACGCACUACAGACUUUACCGCAAAUGGGUUUUUCGAAAAAAGAUCUUGACGAAGUUAAAGGAAUAUUUUCUGACACCAAUUUGUAUCUCCUUUGUGGAACAAUUUUCGUUGGAACUGUACAUAUUCUUUUCGACUUUCUUGCUUUUAAAAAUGACAUUUUGUUCUGGAAACAACGAACAAAUUACGUUGGACUAUCAGCGAGAUCGGUGCUCUGGUGCGCAUUCAGCCAGAUAGUUAUAUUCCUGUAUUUGUUGGAUGAAGAAACUUCUCUUAUCGUACUAAUUCCCGCCGGAGUGGGAACUAUUAUAGAUUUAUGGAAAACUAAAAAAAUAUUUAGGCUUAAUCUGACCUGGAGAGGCAUUCGAAAGGCGCAAGUAACAGAACAAACUGGUAUUCUAUCUAAAGCCGAAAAUGACACAAGGAUAUUCGAUAGACAAGCUAUGAAAUACUUGAGUUGUAUUUUAUAUCCUCUCUGCCUUGGCGGUGCGGUUUAUUCUUUGCUAUACCACGCUCAAAAAAGUUGGUACUCGUGGACUAUACAUUCACUUGUGAAUGGCGUGUAUGCUUUCGGAUUCUUGUUCAUGCUGCCUCAACUCUUCAUUAACUAUAAACUUAAAUCGGUGGCAACGCUCCCAUGGAGAGCAUUGAUGUACAAAGCUUUCAAUACAUUCAUUGAUGACAUUUUUGCGUUCAUCGUGACAAUGCCUACAUCCCAUCGUAUAGCAUGUUUCCGGGAUGACGUGGUUUUUAUUAUAUAUCUUAUUCAAAGAUGGCUGUAUCCCGAGGACAAGUUGAGACUAGAUGAAAGUUCAUACUCAACUACUGAUAUUGACAGUAAAGAAUCAGAUGAUCUCGAUCAGAGCUCCAAAAAGUAUAACUAAAUAGUAAACAUAACUCAUCAAAAUGAAACAUUCCAUCCGUCAUAGCUAUAAUAUUCUUUGUUAUCAGACUGAGCUACAGAUAUCUUUUUUAUAUACUUUGUAACACUGAAUUUUUCCACUGGUCUGUUUUAAUAAAUUGCGAAAAGAAUUCUAGGCAUUGCUCAAGUUUUGUCGCUUGUUGUCUGCAAACCCAUGGCCGCUAGUUUGACGUAGAACUAACUGACAAACUUCAACUGUCGAACUGCAAGCUGUAAUGCUAGCGCGAAACCAUUAGAGAGAAAUGAUCACUUGCACUUGCUGUGAAAACUUAUAUACUGACGGUAGCCGGAUAACUGUCCCAUAAUGAAAAACAACAAGUUGAGAAAACGGCGAUUUAAUAUUAUCCGUAAAUUUUCUGAUUUCCAGCUAUUACAUCCAAAAUCCAAUGACCAGAACAGUUUCAUGGCACCACAAGUUUAACGUUGAGAACAAAAAACCAUGGGUGAAAUUGGCUUUACGUUAUAUAACCUGAGAAAUACUACAAGGUAUACAGCCCUAGGGUUGUUUGAAAUGGUGACGUGGGACUAAACACUGUAAUUAGGGGAUUUUUUGUUACAAAUUAUACAGGGUCUGCAGACAGAAUCUAUGUGUUUGCUCAGCGACUGUACGUAUUUUUAUUUUCAGCCUCCCCUGGAAAUCAAUUUUUGGAAUAUAUUCACCAACACUCGAAAAAAUAACGUUUAUAUUUGGCGAUAUCAUGCCUGUAGUAUUUUUUUUUGUACAAACAACAUGUAUUUGACAAGGCACAAACAUAUCGUGUUUGUUGAAGAAGCACCAAGAAUUUCUCGUAAUGCGUCAAAGUCAGAAUUAACUCUAUAUCCUCAAAAACCAAAUCCAAUAAUACUUACGUUAUCAUAAUGAAUGGUUUUGUCUUAUUUAACUCUGAUUAAAUCAAAUCUAUAAUAUGGAUAUUACUUUCAAAAUAAUAUGAAAGCCCUUACAAAGGUUCAUUAAUUGGCAAACAUAAGAAAAUAUUUAAAAAAAUUAUUAUUGAAAUUAUUAACAAGUUCCAGCAAAAAAUCGUAGCAAUCCACAAUUAAAUUUUUGUUUUUUGCUUGACAAUUUUUUUUUUUAUUUCAUUUGCAUACAAUUACACUCGCUGUAUUACGAAGACAGCUAAUAUACGUUUAUUAUGGUAAAGCUUAGAACAAUAAUAUAUCAUCUAACAAUUUUGGAAUGUAAAAAAAGAUUCAAACGAAUCUCAGUAAAUAAACAAAAAAUUAACAAACA
Molecule: messenger RNA, 2964 nt
Organism: Wyeomyia smithii (pitcher-plant mosquito)
Lineage: Eukaryota; Metazoa; Arthropoda; Insecta; Diptera; Culicidae
Product: lipid scramblase CLPTM1L
Exons: 6
Coding region: 70-1695 (541 amino acids)
Cellular component (GO): endomembrane system; membrane
Source: RefSeq, a predicted model, not a curated record